This is a messenger RNA of Truncatella angustata, 1016 nucleotides long. RefSeq lists its product as uncharacterized. The transcript has a single exon. Bases 360 to 905 code for a protein of 181 amino acids. Lineage: Eukaryota; Fungi; Ascomycota; Sordariomycetes; Amphisphaeriales; Sporocadaceae. The record is from RefSeq and is a predicted model, not a curated record. Gene Ontology annotation, biological process: endosome organization. Gene Ontology annotation, cellular component: BLOC-1 complex.
UCAUCGAGGAAGUGAUAGCCGGCGCAGUCUUACUUGCACAACAACCAGGUGGUGCCUAGCUCCUCCGAGUCUGCCACGAAAACACUGCAAUGAGCUUUACAAACCACAUCUCGAGACAAUGAGGCCGGACCGUUGCGAGAUUCGACGCUUGACCAAGAGCUGUCCCAGCCGCCUUCUCACGACAACAAGACGACAUUGCAACCCGCACGCUUGUCCCUCCUCGGCUCGCCGCCGCCGAACCACCACCCCCUGUACUGCUACCGCCGACUCUGCACAAAGGUUGCUCUGUAGUCCAAGGUAGCUAGCAGGUGUCAUCCGUUGCGGGCGCCGCGCACGACGUACAAUUACCCGGCAGCGCCAUGCCAUCGACCGAGACGAACACGGUCCCGGACACACAAUUGGGUCUAACGGAAGAUGAGAUACAGCUUCUCCGCUAUCACCAGACGCAAGCGGCCGGAUCCUCGUCUUCACGAGCGGCGAGCCGUGCAUCUUCCCAAGGCCGGUUGCUUCUCGAUGGCGCAAGUCUGGCUGCCUUGUCUUCGCAUCUGCACCGGUUGAUGCAGCAGAUCUCGCAGCGCAUCGACUAUCUGAGUGAGCAGAGUCAGAUAGUUACAAUGCAGCAAUAUGAUCGGGCAGGCAACAUCAUCGACAACGCCGAUGCCGAGAUCGCACGCUUCACGGACCUGAUACAGCAGAUCGAAGAGUUGGAGCUGGACUUCGACCGUAUACGGCACAUACGAGACAUUGUGAGAGGAUAUCGCCAACGCGUAGAGGAACUGGAUCGCGAGCUGGAACAUUCGAGUUCGUCGCGGCAUCGCGACGGGCAUCAUCACCAACACCGCCAUGGCCACAGUCAUUCACAACGACAGGAGGGAACCUCAUCGGGAAGGAGACAUCGACACUAAACUGGAGGAAUCGAAGAUGUAGGGAUGGUGACACAAUCGUGCGCCAGGCUUUGGGAGACUUCGAGCCGCGUGGUUCACCAUUGAAGCUUGCGCACUGUCAGAGAAUCAGGA